Molecule: messenger RNA, 711 nt
Organism: Aspergillus heteromorphus CBS 117.55
Lineage: Eukaryota; Fungi; Ascomycota; Eurotiomycetes; Eurotiales; Aspergillaceae
Exons: 1
Coding region: 1-711 (236 amino acids)
Source: RefSeq, a predicted model, not a curated record
AUGGCGACAGCGACAGCGACCGACUACUCGCCUUUCCUCAAGCUACCGCUCGAGCUGCGUCUCAUGAUCUAUGAAUACGCCGUGGACAUCCCGAACGAAUUCAUGGACCGCCCGUUGAUCGUGGUCAACGACCGGGGCAACGUCUUCACCGCGCGCGGCCGAUACCGAGCCCUAGCCAUGUGUCCCAGCUGGGUGGGCGAGAACGGCCGAGUGCGCAGCCUGCUCUCCGUGAACCGCCAAAUCCACGACGAGGUCGAGGACCUGGUGUACUCGCGGAACACGCUGUUCUUCCUGAACUCAUUCAACCUCGACCGCCUGGGCGUGUUCCUGGACACGCUGAGCGCGACGGCGCGCAACCGCAUCCGCAGCGUCGGCUUCGAGAUCUUCUUCUUCGUGCACUCGCAGACCGGCGUGCCGAAGCGCACCCUGCGCGAGUACAAGGCCGCCGCCCGCAUGCUGAUGGAGAAGCUGCCCAACUGGACCAGCGUCAUUUUCUAUCUCGAUCCGCGCUUCUAUUUCCCGUCCUCCGCUGUCGGGGGCCUGGAGUCGGCCGCCCGCGGCAUCUGGUAUCUGGCAACCAUCUUUGGGGCCGUGGGCAAAGACCUGCAUUUCUUUCCUCUGCCCUCUAUGCAUCGCUAUGUGAUGGACGACGCGAAGAAGAUGCUUCAGGCUGGCACGCGGGCGUCGCCGGCGAAGCUCUCUGUCGCGUAG